Molecule: messenger RNA, 1592 nt
Organism: Chrysoperla carnea
Lineage: Eukaryota; Metazoa; Arthropoda; Insecta; Neuroptera; Chrysopidae
Product: synaptotagmin-10-like
Exons: 9
Coding region: 21-1349 (442 amino acids)
Biological process (GO): regulation of calcium ion-dependent exocytosis; regulation of dopamine secretion; cellular response to calcium ion
Cellular component (GO): membrane
Molecular function (GO): phosphatidylserine binding; calcium-dependent phospholipid binding; SNARE binding
Source: RefSeq, a predicted model, not a curated record
CAAAUCAAUUUUUGGGUAUAAUGGCAUUUAUCACAAUUGGAUUGGUAUUAAUUGCAGCAGUUAGCUAUCAGUUUGCGGCCACAUGGCGUUGGUUAAAAGAUCGAAGUCGAUUUACAAGUGUUGAACGUGAACGGGAUGAUUCAAUAUCAAAACAAUCAGCGAUUCGUAUCAGUCAUUCAUUACCAGACUUACAGUCAGAACCAAUGAAACAAGAAUAUGUGCAAGAGCAUAAAUCAGAUACUAAAAAGGUUUUACGGCAGACAACUUUACCAAUUGUACCAACUCGUCACCAAACCUUUCAACGACAAUUGUCGCAUCGUUUAGACUUACCAAAUAUUCAAUUUAGUAUAUGCAGUUUGGAACAUCGCAGUGAUUCUAAUAUUGGAUUAAUAAAGCCUGAAUUAUACAAAAAAGAAUUAGUGCGUCAAUCAUCCAACGACAGUUCUGUAACCAGCGAAUUGGAGUAUUGUGGGAAAUUACAUUUUGCAUUGCGAUAUGACAAUGAUAUUGAAGGAUUAAUUGUUAAGGUAUUAGAAUGUCGUGAUUUACCAAUCAAAGAUGUAACUGGUAGUAGCGACCCGUAUAUAAAAGUAUAUUUAUUACCUGAUCGUAAAAAGAAAUUCCAAACAAAAGUACAUCGAAAGAAUUUGAAUCCUGUAUUUAAUGAAAGUUUUAUAUUUAGUUGCGAGUAUGAUGAUUUACGUGAUCGUUAUUUACAAUUUUCCGUAUAUGAUUUUGAUCGAUUUUCACGGCAUGAUUUAAUUGGACAUGUGGUAUUAAAGGGUUUAUUAGAAACGACGGAUUUACAACAGGAAAUUGAAUAUACAAUGAAUAUUUUGUCACCUCCACAGGAAAAAGUUGAUCUGGGCGAAAUUAUGCUGUCUUUAUGUUAUUUGCCAACAGCUGGUCGAUUAACUUUGACUGUUAUCAAAGGACGAAAUUUCAAAGCUAUGGAUAUUACUGGCUCAUCAGAUCCAUAUGUCAAAGUUUAUUUACUUUGUCAAGGUAAACGUAUUAAAAAGAAGAAAACAUCUGUUAAACGUUCUACACUACAUCCUGUAUACAAUGAAGCACUUGUGUUUGAUGUGCCAUCAGAAAAUGUGGAGGAUGUUAGUUUAAUUAUUAAAGUCAUCGAUUAUGAUCGUAUUGGAUCAAAUGAACUAAUGGGCUGUACAGCAAUUGGUUCAAGUUUUAUUGGUAUUGGUCGUGAUCAUUGGUUAGAAAUGUUGGAUAAUCCCAGAAAACCAGUUGCACAAUGGUACACAUUAAUGGAAACGAUACCUGGACACAUUUCACCGACAACAUCUGAAGCACUACCUUUAAGUCUUAGCUGUCUUAACUCGAGGUGAAAAAAUGUUAAAAAACAUUAAACAUUGAAACGAGCUCAAUUUUUACAUACUAAACAAACAAAAAAUACUUAAACACAAAAAAAAUAUGAGAUCAUAAAAAUAAUAAAAUAUCAACGAUAUACAAUUUUAUUUUUAAAACGAUGUCGAUCAUAAGAAGCAUAACCAUCACGGCGAACGGCAAAAUAAAAUACGAAGAUGCGUAAAACUGGAAAUGGUAAGGAAGUAUUAAAAAACAGGAUUAUA